Messenger RNA from Formica exsecta, 2356 nucleotides. RefSeq names its product pickpocket protein 28-like. Bases 694 to 2319 code for a protein of 541 amino acids. Gene Ontology annotation, molecular function: ligand-gated sodium channel activity. Gene Ontology annotation, biological process: sodium ion transmembrane transport. The record is from RefSeq and is a predicted model, not a curated record. The transcript is spliced from 11 exons. Lineage: Eukaryota; Metazoa; Arthropoda; Insecta; Hymenoptera; Formicidae. Gene Ontology annotation, cellular component: membrane.
AGAACUUUGUGUCAGACAUAUUCAGAGCUAAAUAUACAAUGAAUUUAUCAAAUGCAUUUUGUACUUUUGAAAAAAUAUAAGAACAACUUCUUCCAAUUACUUAUCUGAGAAUUAGCUGAAUGUAAUGAAUCUUAAAUUAUAGAGCCUCACGAUUGAAGUGUGAAGUGAAUAUAUAUAUAUUUUGCUUUAGUAUGAUAAAUAUCGGAGUAAUUGCAAUUUAUUUGAGUGUACAGUCAGAUAUUAACCAUUACAUUGAAGUCUUAAUAUCAUUCCAUCGAAUUUACUUAGGGAUAUUGGAUAAGGAAAAUUGAAUAUGACACGUAGCAAUCGAAACGAAAGUAAAGAAUGAUCGCUGAACAAAGAAAUUACAAGCUCGCGUCUUUCUGUAACACAUUCAGUCAUUCGGUGAAUCUCCUGGCAUAUACUAGCUUUUUUGUUCCAGUUGUAUCGUUUUUCGUAAGCAUUACGCGGUAGCUUCAAUUCUUAUUAGAGACAUGAAGACACACUGGGAUAAAAAAUCUAAAUUAAAGAAUUCGAAACGUGGUAAGAGAUAUGGAUAAUAUUUAAAUAUUUACAAUUAUUUGUUCUAUUAUUUUUUUUUUUUUUUUUCAUACAUCAAACGAAUCGCGUAUAUCCGCUACGUGCGAUAUUGCAGGACAUCGUAAAUGCUUGACGCACAAUAUAAAAGGGUACAUGAACAGAUGGUUUUACGUUUAUUGCAAGAACACCAGUCUGCAUGGCUUUCGUUAUAUAACGAUGAACGGAUCGACAAUGAUCGAAAGUGCCUUUUGGUCCGUGGUCUGCGUAUCGUCCAUCAUAUUCUGCGUUAUACUCAUGCUACGUUUAUGGGAUAAUUAUUCCAACAAUCCCAUAGUGACGACCAUCGAUGCGACGAAUCCGAUAUGGAACGUGUCCUUUCCGGGCGUUACGAUAUGCAAUAAUAAUAAAGUUUAUCGUCCACACGCCGACAUUAUCGCGAAAAACUUAUAUGCGAAUGGAUUCAGCAUAAAUGAGAGCGACAAAUUUUUUCUUUCCCUCAUGAAGCUGAUACGGCCUGAUAAGAUCUUGAUUGACAAUGUAACUGCGAGUCGAUUUCUCGAUAGUCUUGGCACGACGGUCGAAUCGCUUAUGGAGCAGUUAAUGCAGCCUUGCAGCGCGUUAUUGGUAAGAUGCGCCUGGAUUGGACAGAUUCGCGAUUGCAACAAGAUCUUUAAAACGGUCAAAUCCAGGGAGGGUUUUUGCUGCGCCUUCAAUUCCCACUACAAUUUGAACGUCAGGCAAAACACACUCAAUGAACAGACGGAUGAUCCGCCGGAUUUUAACAUUAGUUCCGCUGAUCUGCCGGGUGUGCGCGAAAUUCUGAAAGCGCCGGGCAGUGGUCGUGAUAUCGGGCUUGCGAUUGCUUUAAAUGUUGAGCGUAAUAUGUACAAGGCUACCACGCGCCCUUUCGUAGGGGCCUCUGUUAUGAUACACGACCCAAUUGAUUUCCCCGACAUUGGUGCACACACGGCAUCCGUCUUACCUGGUCACGUUUUGGCUAUAUCCGUCACCAGUACUUCCAUCAAAAGCAUGGAAAGUUUACGAUAUCUUCCUACAAACAAACGUCUGUGCUUUUUCGACGAAGAGACACCGGGCGAAACUCGUUACAGUUUUCAAUCGUGCAUAUCAGAAUGCAUAGCGAAAAAUAUACAGCGACUAUGCGGCUGCUUGCCGUUUUAUUAUCCGGAGAUGCAUGAAGGAGUAAGAACAUGUUAUCUGCCCGAUCUUGAUUGCCUUUUGAGUAUGCGAAGAUCGUCAGAAUACUGGAAGACGGAAACUUGCAAGAAAUGUUUACCCCAAUGCACCGAUAUGAUGUAUCAAAUCAAUUUAGAAGACGUUAAGAUGGACGAUGUGAAUUUCGAUUCCGAUAUAACACGUGGCUUGGAUAUAAACAAUAUGUCUUUCGUGUAUAUAUUUUUCGGUGAUCUGUCAUAUGUCGAGUAUCGUAAAGAUAGUAUCAUCAACUGGGAUUCGCUUCUCGCAUCCUUCGGCGGUAUCUUUGGUCUCUGCCUGGGCGGUUCCGUGAUAAGCGUAAUAGAAUUGGUUUAUCUCUUGGCCAGACAAUUCUUUACGAGACAGCUUCCUAAGAGACAAGAGCGAUCGCGUACAAGUUUGCCGCCGGCAUCGGAAAUGUUUCUGUCUAUUCCCGCGGAAAGGAGAGACGUUCAGUUACAGAAACCACGAAGCCAUAAAGAAUCGAAUGAUAAGCUUGUCUCAUGGUGUCAACCAUCCCUUCAUCCACGUGAAACAUAUUUUGAUCAAAUCAAUUAUCACGAUUAAGGCUAAGAUCGUUGUUCGAUCGAUAAGGAAUAAAUGU